Molecule: messenger RNA, 1236 nt
Organism: Coccidioides posadasii C735 delta SOWgp
Lineage: Eukaryota; Fungi; Ascomycota; Eurotiomycetes; Onygenales; Onygenaceae
Molecular function (GO): oxidoreductase activity, acting on a sulfur group of donors, disulfide as acceptor
Source: RefSeq, a predicted model, not a curated record
AAGUCAUAUAACUAACAGAUAUCCGUCCAGAAUCUCUAAAUCUUUCGAAAUCGGAUUCAAACCCCCUAUGCGGCGUGGCUUUAGAACCGUACCUGAAAAUAUCCCCAGGGGAACCCCUACGUUCCGACUCUAACCAUGGAGAAGAGUCAACCAUCUUGCAGCCGCCCCACAGCGGCAAUGCAACGUCGUGAGCCCUGGAGAGUAUCGCGUUUCCUUCGAAACACCAUUCUCGCAACGUGUCUCUGCCUCGCCAUCUAUUGUUUCUCUCAUCAGUCUCAUCUUCUUACAAGACCCAGCGCCAUCAUGAAGGACAGAACCCAGUCUCCUAUUUCGAACGUCGGAGACAAUGCCGGCCAAGACCCGAAUCCAUCAUCCAAAAAGGUGCCCCUUGAGGCUCAUAUCAUGAGCAAAUGCCCCGAUGCAAAGAACUGCUUUCUGGACCUUAUUGUGCCGGCGAUGGUGAAAGUCCAUGAUAAAGUGGAUUUCAAACUCUCAUUUAUCGGAAACGUAUCCGAAUCCUCAUCCGAUGUAUCCUGCAAGCAUGGCCCCAGCGAAUGUGUUGGGAACAUGUUGAUGCUAUGCGCUGCAAACUUACCGUUCCCCUGCGACCCUAAACAAUCCAAACCUGGAGAUAAAUGCAAGGUUCCCACCAUCCGCUCUCUUGGCUUCGCCAACUGUUUGCUACGCGACUACAAAAAUAUUCCCGACCGGAAUAUUGUUGAAGACUGUGCUUUGGAGCAUGGAAUUGACUUCAAGGCUCUUAACAAAUGUGCAAGCAGCCAGAGUGAUGACCCUAGUUCUUCCAACGGCGAGCUUAGCGGGCUUGCUUUGCUGAGAGAGAGCUUCCGCCGAAGUCAGCAGGUUGGCGCGACAAAGAGUUGCACGGUCCGAGUGGACGAGAAAGAAUGGUGCAUCCUUGACGGUGGCCAGUGGAAGAACUGUCAAAAGAAGGGUGCAGAUACAGUUGAUGGCAUUGUAUAUGAGGUGGAACGACUGUACAAGGAGAGGAAUUGAGGGCGGUAUAUCUGCCCCCUUGAUGAGUCAAAUGAUAGGUUUUGAAGGCUUCUUGCUAAAUGUACGAUGUUAUUGCAAUUAUUGCGACGUGAUCAGGAAUCAGCAGUGUUGUGGAUUCCUUUUAACUCUUUGUUUCUGAAGCAAGAGUGGAUCCUGUUUGGGCUCUCAUUUUCUCUAAAGGCCCUGAUGUAUCAUAAUCUCUAUUCAAGGCCAAAAGUACUA